This is a messenger RNA of Prorocentrum cordatum, 1392 nucleotides long. Lineage: Eukaryota; Dinophyceae; Prorocentrales; Prorocentraceae. The record is from the annotation of a GenBank genome assembly.
GUUGGAUCCGUUCAUGUUGUGAUGAUGACCGAAUACACAGCAACGAAGUUGUGCGUUUAUCAGACACGGAUCUACCCUCUCAUCGCCAGCGAGACAGACAAAGACGUGUGUGACGUGGCCGGCUGCAACGUCAAUCACAAAGACGUCGAGGUCAACUUGGAUUUCAACGGCCUCGCCGCUGGCCGUGGCGAUGACUGCCCCCCGUCCGAGAUAGACCAGGACGCGCCGUCGGAGAUCAGCCUCUUGCCAUCCACUCCUGCAGUGACACCCCGCGCACUCGUCCAGGCGCUGAGCCCCCGCAUCCCGCAGUGGUGGCUGCUCGAGCAGGCGCAGCGGCGGCGCCCAGAGGCCGCGGCCGCCCCGCGCCUCGACCGGUACCGCGAGGUCUUCUCCAGCUUCGGCGCGUCGCUCGGGUGCGACGAGCCGGAGGCGCCGCCCGUGGUAGAGGACCGAUCUCUUCAAGGACACCCGCCCGGUGGACAUGCCCGAAAAAAGAAAGCACAGUUGCGACGACACCUUCUACGCGAACAUGCGGCUGGGGUGUGCGAGGCCGAGCUCCCCCAGGUCGCAGCUGUCCACCGUCGAGGUGUCCAUCCUGCCGCGGGUGCCCCUGCGUGCGGAGGACGGCUCCUUCGAGACGUCCGUGGCGGCCCCGCGCAGCUGGGUCCACGACGCGGCCGACGAGUGGAGGACGGCGGAGCUGGAGGCGGCCACCCGGGCCCUGGACGCGGCCGCGGACGCCACGGCGGAGGAGCUGGACGGGUCACGCAGGAGACCUUCGGGGGCUUCAUCGGCUCCAUCAUCGGAGGCGUCUUCGGCAUACGCGGCGACCCAGCCCAAACAUGAUGAGGCUACACUCUUGUCACUUUAGGCGACGCUCGUUCCAAUGCGUCGUCGCGCGCUCCUCUCCCUCGCUGGAUCCUCUCUUCUUCCUCUUCCCUUCCUCCUUCGGUCUUUGACCGUAUCUUGUACCGUCCUGUCAAGGCCUGUCUGGCUGUCCCGCAUGCCUGUCUGUGCCUCUGCCCCACGCCCUCGCGAGAGGGACAGAGAACGGCAGAGGAGUGGGUCGUGCUACGCUUGGGGCGCCCUCGGUGGGGCCUCGGCGUCUCCUUGGCAGACGCACGGCUCCAGGCGUGGGCCUCGUGGCCGCGCGCCGGAAUUGCUGCGCCGCAGCGCCACUGUUCGGCCGCAGCGGCAGCACUCCGCAGCUAGCCAGCCCGAGGCUGGUCUCCCACCUUUGCGGCUUAUGGUGCUCUGGCUUCCAACCUCGCUGGGCCAUUGCAUCGCACGCCAAUGAGUGUGCAUCAGUCGCCCAGUGCUUUUCUAACGCGCUCGCUUUCUCCCCCUCGCCUUGGACUAUUGAGAGACGGCUCGCGUCCCAGGGGCUUGGUG